Messenger RNA from Ornithodoros turicata, 915 nucleotides. RefSeq names its product myosin light chain 1-like (gene Mlc1). The record is from RefSeq and is a predicted model, not a curated record. The transcript has 6 exons. Bases 78 to 560 code for a protein of 160 amino acids. Lineage: Eukaryota; Metazoa; Arthropoda; Arachnida; Ixodida; Argasidae. Gene Ontology annotation, cellular component: myosin II complex.
AGCUUACAAGCAUCCCAAAAGUUUGCUCUUCCUCAUCACUUCGCGAUCCGGACCAGGACGAGGAGCACCCUUCAGAAAUGGCCGACCUCAAGUCCUUCGAAGUGGAAACUGCCACAGAGCAUUUCGAAAUCUACGACAUGCUGGGCGAAGGCAAGAUCGACUGCGUCGACCUGGGUGCUCUCCUCCGAUCUCUCGACCUGCGCCCUACCAACGCCAUCGUCGAGAAGAAUGGCGGAACCGCCAAGAGGGGCGAAAAGAAGAUGACACUCGAGGAGUUCCUUCCAAUCUACAGCCAAGUGAAGAAGGACAAGGACGUCGGAACCUACGCUGACUUCAUGGAGGGUCUUAAAGUUUACGAUAAGGCUGAGAACGGACAGAUGAUGGCUGCUGAGCUUUCACACGUGCUUCUUUCAUUGGGUGAGAGGCUGACCAACGACGAGGCUGAUGAGAUCUUGAAGGCCUGCGCGGGCCAGGAGGACGAUGAUGGCUUCAUUAAGUACGAACACUUCGUCAAGACCCUUCUUGCCGGACCAUUCCCCGAGGAACAGAAGGACAAGUAAACGUCAUCUCCGACUCUUCGUCUCCGUCCCGUCCAUGUCGUGACUUCCGUACUACUCCACAUUUCGCCUCCAGUACGCCAUCAUUCUCCUCGGAUUGGUCGGAUUCGCGUCGUCAUCCCCCCUCGUGACGCAGCAUUCGCCAAAAUCACGCACGUGAUCACAUCCAUGGUUGCCAAGGCGGCCGAUGGACGUCGUUGUAUCUGACAAUACACUGGAAGAUAAAAAUUGUACACAUUGCGCACUUGCACUCACGUUCUGGAGUAAAAUAUUAGUUUCUCUUUAUUUCUGUUUACGAAGUGACGCGAAACGAUGUCAACAACAGCAAUACAAGUUAAUAAACUUACACCUUCUUGUA